This is a messenger RNA of Mixia osmundae IAM 14324, 186 nucleotides long. RefSeq lists its product as uncharacterized. NCBI's taxonomy places the organism in Eukaryota, Fungi, Basidiomycota, Mixiomycetes, Mixiales, Mixiaceae. The annotation marks the transcript as partial. The record is from RefSeq and is a predicted model, not a curated record. The transcript has a single exon.
ACUGCUGCCGGCAACGUCUUCGGCAACGAGGGAACAGCGGCUGGUGGCCUCGCAAACGGCUAUGCGGGUCUCGAAGGAUCUGCAAUCGCUGCCGGUGGUGAGAACGGCGCGAUCGGUGCGGCUGGCUCAUACUCGCAGGGCAUUGGCGCUGCGUACGUGCUCCCUGUGACUUGCCCGGAAAUAUGA